Messenger RNA from Ceratina calcarata, 4128 nucleotides. RefSeq names its product zinc transporter ZIP3. The transcript has 3 exons. Gene Ontology annotation, biological process: zinc ion transmembrane transport. Bases 1581 to 3329 code for a protein of 582 amino acids. Gene Ontology annotation, cellular component: plasma membrane. The record is from RefSeq and is a predicted model, not a curated record. Gene Ontology annotation, molecular function: zinc ion transmembrane transporter activity. Lineage: Eukaryota; Metazoa; Arthropoda; Insecta; Hymenoptera; Apidae.
AGGGAUUCAUUUUUCAUUUUCAUUAUUCGCAAACAAUGAACGAAAACGAUCCGACGAUUAUGUACUCGACAUUCGACGCGUGUUCUGUAAAAGUUAGCAAGCCUCGUGUUCGCGAUCGAUCUCAUCGAUCAAUGAGAACAACAAUCAGCUCGAAGCACGCGAUGCUUGGCAAUCAUUCAUUCUCCGGCACGGUACAGUAUGCAUCCCACCGAUCGCGGUUCCAUCCGCGAGUCGCCGUCGGGUUACCAAACAGACGUAUCGCGUCGCAUCGGAUUCAUGUGUUCACGGGAGAAAACAUUCACAUACGUAUAGAUACACAUAGACACGCGCGUCGAUCCAGUGGCUAUGGCAAUGGCACGCAACACACCCAGUAUAACCGGUGUACACACGCCAGCACACGCCAGCUACAAGGGAAAGGAGAAGAGAGAACACCGGGUAGGGAAGCGACGCCCUUGUGUACGAUGGUAGGGGAAGAGAACAGGAAACAGCCGGCCGGGUACGUAAGACGCGGGCGAGGGGACUGUACGAGUCGAGUCGAGUGUGGCCCUGCUGCUGGCUGGCUGGCUGGCUGACAAAGUAGUCGUGGCGUGUGGAGUGUCCGAUUCACCGUCGUACCGCGCGUGGGACCAGUAUACGUCGUCUCGAUUUGUUUCUUCGCCGAUUCUCCUCGGUGUUCCCCGGCGGGAACGCAGUGGAUACCAAGUGGUGCGGUGUAAUCUCAAGUGUAACAUCGGUUACCGCGGGUCGUUCCGCGAUGUCUCAGCGCUGAACACUUGACGGAAUCGAAUUCGUUUAUUUCCAAUCUCGUUCAACUUGGAUCCUCUUCAGAGAGAGAGAGAGGGAGAGAUAACAAAGUUCCUCGGCGGAACGUGAUUCCGAUCAGUGAUUCGAUCGUUUCGUAACCGGGAUCCGUUCACGGUUUCCAAAUAUUUGGCAACAGAAGUCGUGCACAGGUCGCGCGAAAACUCUUAAAGAUAUUCGCGAGAGUGGCGGCCGAGUAUUACGCAAACGAUGUUCGUAGAACCUUUUAACGCCUAGUAGAUAUUAGAUUUCUAGGCGUGCAUCGGUUGCUUCGUCGAACUGGUGGAGGUUGCUACGCUCUGGUGAGCUCGCGAUUUCUCAGGCGGGAAAAGUUUGUAAAGUCGCGACAUCGAGUGAGGAUCGAUUGUUAUAGAAACGAAAGUGGUGGUCGGACAGUCGCGCAGGCAGAUGGAAUGGAAAAUUCUUCUAUAGUGAAACGAUAGCCUAAUCUCCAGCAGUUAUUGACCAGAAACCAGGAGAAGAAACGUAUCUUAAUGAUCCGUCAUCGUCGUUGUCAUCGUCGUCGUCGUGGUGGUUGAGCUCGUGCGCCGCGUUACAAAUGAAAACGUGACCGUAUCGUUUGUGGACACAUCCGGACAAAGAAGCGUGGAACGCUUGAUAAACCAAAGGUCGCGAGCGGAGGCCGGGGAAUGAGAUGAUGAUGAUGAUAAUUGAAGAUAGAAUGGAGAGAGGAAAGAAGGAUGCGGUGAAUUGGUAAAAAUCAUCGGGAAGAAAGUUGGAAAGUUGAUCGUCGUCGUCGUCAAUCGCCGCGACUGUUCAUGUUCACGCGAGAUAACAAUUCGAUUCGAACUGAUCGAGUUUCAAGCGAAAUAAUAAAAAUGGAAGAAGAAUCGGUCUCGGUUUUAUUGAUAGCCAAGAUAGGAGCGAUGAUCGGUCUUGGACUCGGAUCUCUGCUCCUGGGUAUAUUACCGUUGAUCGUCGGACGUUACAGACUGAACCAUCGUCAGAAGCAUCGUGGUGGAAUUUCCAUCAUCAACUGCAGUACCUGCACGUCGGCGUCGGUUUCGAAUGCAUCAUCCGCCAGCGUGAUCACCGCGUCUGCGUCGGACUCGCAAGGGCUGCAAACGUCGUUGCUGCUUUGUUUCGGUGGAGGGGUCCUCCUGUUCACCACGUUCCUGCACCUAGCCCCAGAGGUUCGCGUCAGCGUGGAGAGACACCAGGCGAACGGUCAGCUGCCUAGUUUGGGCGCCCUCAGCCUGUCGGAGCUACUGUUCUGCGCCGGAUUCUUCCUCGUCUACUUCGUUGAGGAGGCAGUGCACGCAGCGUUGACGGGAAAACCUGACUCGUCCGAGGCGUUGCUUUACAGAACGGUAUCCGUGCGCAGAUGCAACAAUCAAUCGACGGGGUCCACUUCGGCCGGAACAUCGACGGGUUCGACUACCACCGUGUCUACUACGACCAGAUGGUCCACUUGGAGAGACGGAGGUAACGACGACGACGACGACGAGGACGACGAGGAUUUAGAAGACAGCGAAACCGAUACGAACAAACACUCCAGGCAGCAGCAGCAGCAACAACAACAACAACAACAGGAGUACCUUGAGGAGCUGCGCGAUGGAAAACAAGAUAAGAUGCUGCCCGCUAUAUUCGUCUUAUCUUCUCCCACCACCGGGAUAUCUUCGGUGAAACAGCAGCAGCAUCAUCGGGGUAACCACAAGGGUAACCACCAGGACAGCGUGCGACGGCUCUCCGACGCGGAAUCGAAUCGAAAUUAUCAUCGUAAAACGAAGCAUCGGCGGGAACACGCGCACGCUCCUGCGACGAAGAACACUUCGAUACAAGGGUUGUUGACGGUCUUAGCUUUGUCUUUCCAUGCGAUUUUCGAAGGUUUAGCCGUCGGUCUCGAACCGUCUCUCAGCUCCGUGGUUUAUCUAGCUGCUGCUAUAGCCACGCACAAGCUCGUGAUCGCGUUCUGCGUCGGGAUGGAGCUGUACGUUGCCGGGGCUUCUGCCAGGACCACUCUCAGUUAUUUAACGAUAUUCUCCAUGGUCACGCCGAUUGGUAUCGCUGUCGGAUUGGCGCUGGGAUACUUGAAGAACGACAGUGAAAAUCUGGGACCUACCCCGACGAUUCUACAAGGGAUGGCGGCGGGCACGCUGCUCUACGUGGUUUUCUUCGAAGUGCUGGCACGUGAGAGAGCUAACGAGAAAAGUGGCCUCUUGCAGUUGACCGCUAUAAUUAUCGGGUUCAUGCUGAUGCUGGGCCUGCAGAUCGCCACGGCGCAUUCUCACUCUCACUCCCACUCGCAUUCGUACGGAGGUGACUCGAACGAAGGCAUGCACGUGCACGAGCAGCACGGUCAUCCGGACGAUCGCUAUCAUCACGAUGAACUGGACUCCCACGCCCACGAGCGCGUUUCGACCGAAAGGGUGCUCGCCGACGGGAUCGACCGAGUGACGGAAUCUAUCGCAGAAGUUGUCAGCAACGUUCUCUCGUCGACGAUCAAAACUACGGGCGAUGAAUUGCCUUUCAGGAGAAACGAAACGUCGCACACGGAGAGUCAAUAAGAGUCAAUCCACCGGCACGCGCGAUCAGAUCCCUCGACUUGGACUAUGUGCGCGUACGUGGUCAAUAAUAAUCGGACGUAUCAUUAUCAUCAUCAUCAUCAUCAUCAUCAUCAUCAUCAUCAUCAUCAUCAUCAUCAUUAUCAUCGUCAUCAUCGUCAUCGAUUGGUGUAACACAGGAUAACUGGCGUGGGUCACUGUGCUGGUGUGGAUUUAACAUAGACUUUGCAAUAUUUCUUCAAAUCGGACACACACAGAAGUUGUUUUAGUAGGUCUCUUAAUUAUAACUAAUCACUGAAAUAUCUUUCGUCUAGAAAACAUUAUUUGUGUAUCUCAUCGUCAGGUAAUUAAAUGCGCAAGAUUAUUUUAAAUAUUAUUUAAAAAAGGAAAGUUAAUAUGCCCGUCAAUCACCGUGCUAUUGAAUUUGUACACAUUUGUAAAUACUGUGCAUCGGCUACUGUAUCCCCAGCGGUUGUACGUACACAUUGUAUACUGUGCGCAUAAUGGUAGCAGCUACUGCACCUUCCAUCCAAAUGUGCCGUGUUGACUGUGCGCAUCGAUUAUAGUUACGAGAAAUGUAAACUCUAAAAUUUAUACUCUCCGAAAAAGUUUAAUUGAACACGCGACCCGUGAGCUUUUUAAAAGCGCGUGAAUCGCAAGGUCGAAACAUGAAACAUUAUUUUCAGUAUCUAUAAAGCUUCUUGUAAUACGCAGGUCGAUGAGCCCAAUUAAGAGAUGUCAAAAGCUGUGUAUAAAAAUAUAUCUGGCGGUACAGUUGUAAGAGGGGGUCGGGGGGGGGGGG